Molecule: messenger RNA, 2223 nt
Organism: Arxiozyma heterogenica
Lineage: Eukaryota; Fungi; Ascomycota; Saccharomycetes; Saccharomycetales; Saccharomycetaceae
Gene: DOA1
Product: Doa1p
Exons: 1
Coding region: 1-2223 (740 amino acids)
Biological process (GO): ubiquitin recycling; proteasome-mediated ubiquitin-dependent protein catabolic process
Cellular component (GO): nucleus; cytoplasm
Molecular function (GO): ubiquitin binding
Source: RefSeq, a predicted model, not a curated record
AUGUUGCCCCAAUAUCAACUAAGUUCAAUUUUGAGAGGACAUACCCAGGAUGUGAAAGAUUUGGUAGCCAUAGAUAGUAAUAAAAUUGCAAGUGUCUCUAGGGAUGGAGAUGUCAAAGUUUGGAAUAAGAACGAGUCUAAUGAUGGAAAUGACCGUUGGGAAAGUACUACAAUAUAUUCAAAUCCACAUUUUCUAAACAGUAUCUGUUAUGAUAAGAAUAACCAAGUUGUCUUUUAUGGUGGUAAAGAUUGUUUAAUCAACGGACAUUCUAUUUUUGCCACUUUAGGUGAAACAUCUGAGCCCUUAUACACACUAGUGGGACAUAACUCAAAUGUUUGUUCUUUAAAUUUACAUGAGAAUGAAUUAAUUAGUGGUAGUUGGGAUACGACUGCAAAAGUUUGGUCCAAUGGGAUAUGUAAGUAUACUUUAGCUAACCAUGAGGGUCCAGUCUGGGGUGCUAAAAUCCUUCCUGGUAACAAUAAUCAUUUCGUUACAGUAGCUGCUGACAAAAUUGUACGUCUUUGGGAAAAUGAUUCAAUCUUAAAAGAAUUUAAGAAUAUUCACAAUGAUGUAAUUAGAGAUGUGGAAAUUUUGAAUAAUGAUGGCACACUAUUUGCUACAUGUUCUAAUGAUUCCACAAUAAAAAUUUUUGAUUUCAGUGGGAAUGUAAAACAUGUAUUAGAUGGGCACGAGAGUUUUGUCUAUAAAAUUAAAUUCAAUAAACAUACAAACCAGUUGUUUAGUUGUGGUGAGGAUAGAUCUUUAAGAAUUUGGAAUUUGGAUGUUGAAAAUGAUUAUAAACCAUCCAUCACUCAGGUUAUAAGACUGCCCGCAAUAUCUCUAUGGUGUUGUGAUUUUUUACCAAAUGGUGACAUUGUGGUCGGUUCAAGUGAUAAUAAUAUCUAUAUCUUCACAAGGAAUAAAUUACAUCUUGCAUCAAAACAGGAGAUUGAAACUUUUAAAAAAAGCAUAGAGACUACUGCAUUAAAUUCAGCUACUAUGGGGUUUGAUGAAUCCAAGAUUUCACCUUAUGAAAUAUUGCAGACAAAGGGUCAUAAAGAGGGUCACUUGGUUAUCGUCAAAGCUCCCACUGGUAUCUUAGAAGCACAUCAAUAUUCAAAUGAAUCUUGGACUAAAGUUGGGGAUGUAGUAGGAUCCUCUAGUGCAGGUAGUGAUAAGAAAAAAGAAUACGAGGGUGAAAUGUACGAUUACAUCUUUGAUGUCGAUAUUGAAGAGGGAAAGCCACCCCUAAAAUUAGCCUUGAAUGUGACUGAUAAUCCAUAUGAUGUAGCUGAUAAGUUUAUCAUAAAACACGAGUUACCAUCAGACUAUAGAGAACAAAUAGUUCAAUUUAUUAUUAAAAAUGCCACAGGGAUUUCACUAGACAAUGUACAAUUUACGUCUAAUCAGCACACUGUUUCAUCUCAACUAGCCUCUAUGGGCAAACAAAUGAAGGUUUUGCCUGUAAAGACUUACUUGACAAUGAAGUCUUAUAAGGCGGAAACUAUCUUUAAUGGUAUUGUGAAACUAAAUACAAAGGAACAAACUUUCAAUGAUGAAGAUUUGGCGCUUAUUGGAACAUCACUAGAAAAUUUAAACAGUAAUUAUGAGAUCUUAUACGACAUUGCCAAAAAAAUUUUUAAUUUAUGGACCAACAAAUUACCAUCAUUUGAUAUUAUCAGAUUAAUAGUAGAUAAAUUACCAGACUCGAGCAAUAUUCUUGAUUAUAUCAAAGAAGGAUUAGAUAAUGAAGAUAUUAAUAUCACAAUGCUUACAGUACGCAUCUUAACAAACUGCUUCAAUAACAAAGCGUGGGGUACUAAAUUAAUGCCAAGUCCUGAUGUUUAUAAUUCUGUUUUUGAAACAAUUGGCACGGUAUAUCCAGAUGCGACCCUACGUCAAUCACAAACAUUAGCUAUCUCUGUUGCUACUCUUUUACUAAAUUAUUCAAGUCUAAUAGUCCAAGAUAAUUCAAAUCGAAAGAGUUUAGACAUUGUACCAGUGUUAGCAGAUGUCAUCAACAACAAAUAUGGAGUUCUGGAAGAAUAUCAAACGUCGGAAGAAGCGGCCUAUAGAUUGACUGUGGCAUAUGGGAAUUUAUCUACUGUAGAACCUACAUUAAAACAAUUUGCUAAAUCUGUCGUAUGGUUAAAUCAAAUAAGAAGAAAGUACAGUAAUAUCCCCAGAUUCCACGACAUUUUCAAAGAUUUAGAAAUUGCGUGA